AUGGCCAUUCCCCGCCGUCCCAAGUGGGACGAAGCCCGCUCUCCCGAGGAACAGGACCGUUUAGAGCGUGAAGAGUUCCUGAACUGGCGUCGCAACGUGGCGAAACACGUCGAGCACGAAACAGGCGCAGUGGCUCCGUUUGAGAAGAACUUGGAGGUGUGGCGUCAAUUGUGGCGUGUGGUGGAGCGAAGCGAUCUGUUGGUGCAGAUCGUGGAUAGUCGCAACCCCCUGCUGUUCCACUGCCCCGAUGUGGACGUGUACGUGAAGGAAGUGCAUCCGUGCAAGCAAACGGUGCUGAUCGUGAACAAGGCGGAUCUGAUUCCGGAGUACGCGCGUGUGCAGUGGGGCCGGUACUUUGACUCGAUCAAUCUGCCGUUUGUGUUCUUCUCGGCGAAGGCCUCGUCGCACGUGAUCGAUCAGGAGUUGGAGAGGAAGGAGAAGGAGGAGCAGGAGCAGCAAAACCGGGAAACGAACGAGGAGGAAGAGGGAAAAGAAAAGGAGAAGGAAAAGGAAGAGGAAGAGGAGGAGGACAAAAAGCCGGUUUGGCGAAGCCGAAACGCCUUCGCUGGACUGGAUUUCGAUGAUUCUUCCGAGGAUGAAACUGAGGAAGAAGAAGAGGUAAAAGAAGAAGAAUCCGCAGAGCCGAUCGCUCAAGCCCAGUCCCAACCCUCCGCUGAGCCCUCCACACAACCCUCCGCUGAGCCCUCCAUUGCCUCCGAUAUCCGAAACUACGCCACAGAAGACAUCCUCGAGCCCUCCACAGAACCCUCCACAGAACCCUCCACAGAACCCUCCGCUGAGCCCACAGCGUCGGAUCUCUUCUCGCAGGCGGACGCAUCGGAGCUGGCCUCUCUGCACUGCACCGCGGACGAGCAGCGUCGCUACCGCAUCCACUCGCGCGCCGAAGUGCUCGCCUACCUGGAGGCGAAGACGCACGAGGCCUUCGAGGCCGUGCAGGCCUACGACCGCGCCCAUCCCAGCAGCACCGCGAGCCCCGACUUCGCCGAUCGCCGCGCCGUCGUGGGCAUGCUGGGCUUCCCCAACGUCGGCAAGUCCUCCCUCAUCAACGUGCUUCUGGGCGUGUCGGCGACCUCGCACGGCGCGGUGCGCGUGGCGGUGGGCGCGACGCCGGGCAAGACGAAGCACCUGCAGACCGUGGUGCUGUCGGACUCGCUGCUGCUGUGCGACUGCCCGGGUCUGGUGUUCCCCGUGUUCAUGAACACCAAGGCCGAUCUGCUCUUCAACGGCGUGCUCCCCGCGAGUAACAUGCGCGACUACAUCAGCCCCGUCCGGCUCGUCUGCCAGCGCGUGGCGCGCGAGGAAUUGGAGCGCGUCUAUCACAUCAAGCUGAUCCGCCAUCCGCUCGACCCGCCCAACGCCGUGCCGCACCCGCGCCAGCUCCUCGCGGAGGUGUGUACGCAGCGAGGAUACAUGGCGUCGAACCACAGCGGCGUGAACGAGCCGCGCGGAGCGAUCGUGAUUCUGAAGGACGUGCUGAACGGAGUGCUGCGAUGGUGGAUUCCGCCGCCCAGUUUGGGGGUCAUUCCGCAGAACCCAAUCGCGUCCUUUACGGAGCACGCGGAGGCGAUGGACCCCAAUGAGAUGAGCACGGAGAUGAUCGCCGAAUUGCCGAUGAAGGAGGAGAAUGGAGGCAGACACAAGCCGAGGGUCCGAAAUGUGAAGGAACGCAGCGGGAAGAAGAACCAUAAGAAUAAGGGAAAGCAACAGAUGGGCGCUGCGCAGUACAACGCGUUGGGAGCGUCUCAGUAUAUUUGGAACUGUUUGAUAUAA
This is a messenger RNA of Blastocystis hominis, 1791 nucleotides long. RefSeq lists its product as hypothetical. Bases 1 to 1791 code for a protein of 596 amino acids. The record is from RefSeq and is a predicted model, not a curated record. Gene Ontology annotation, cellular component: cytosol. The transcript is spliced from 4 exons. NCBI's taxonomy places the organism in Eukaryota, Bigyra, Opalinata, Blastocystidae. Gene Ontology annotation, molecular function: GTPase activity; GTP binding.